This is a messenger RNA of Anthonomus grandis grandis, 2276 nucleotides long. RefSeq names its product facilitated trehalose transporter Tret1-like. The transcript has 12 exons. Gene Ontology annotation, molecular function: transmembrane transporter activity. Gene Ontology annotation, biological process: transmembrane transport. The coding region runs from base 250 to 1923 and encodes 557 amino acids. Gene Ontology annotation, cellular component: membrane. The record is from RefSeq and is a predicted model, not a curated record. Lineage: Eukaryota; Metazoa; Arthropoda; Insecta; Coleoptera; Curculionidae.
CGAUCGCUUUUCGGACUUCUACCGGUGCCUGGCGUCGCGUCGCGCUUAAACAGCUGACGAACGUGGGGCUCGCAAUCGGCAUUUGUUCUCUUGUCGUUCGUUGUGGAGGAACACGCUCGAAUAUGAAAAGUUUGCAAUUGUUUUUUUUAACCUUUUAAUUGUGUUUUUAUUUUUGUGUUGACUGAAAAGUUGCAGGAAACCAAAAAUUUGUGGGAUGAUUGCAGCGUGAUUUUCUCUAUAUAAGUCAAAAUGGAUCCUAUAGGAGCCAGUUGUUUUAAUUUGCAGAUUGAAGAAAAUGCAAGGGCAAAUCUCGACGAAAAUGACCGAAAGAAUGAGCAAUUAGCCGAAAUUAUAUGUAGUGUUAGAUCUUUAAGUAAAUAUGAAGGAAGAUCUUUCCGCACCUUAUGCCCACAAAUCGCUGCGGCCGCCAUAGCUGCAUCUUACCACAUAGUUGUAGGAAUAGCUUUAGCAUAUUCAGCCAUAUUAAUUCCAAGUAUAAGCAAUGAAACUUCUACGGAUGGUGAGAUUUAUGCUACAAAGACUGAGUCAUCGUGGAUUGCAAGCACGAUAGUUAUAGUAACUCCAAUUGGAGGCAUUACGGGUGGUUUUAUAAUGGACAGUUAUGGAAGAUUAAACACCUUAAAGCUAGCUGUUAUACCUAGUGUGAUUGGCUGGAUUGUUAUAGCUAUGGCACAAAAUGUUCCUAUGUUAAUUAUUGGUAGAAUGCUUACUGGAAUUGCCACAUCAUGGGGAAGCAGUCCUGCCAUUGUUUACAUAACAGAAAUAGCAAGAGUAGAUAUGAGAGGCUCUCUUAUUUCCUUUGGUCCAGCUUACGCUUCAUUGGGUAUGGUCCUGGCAUUCUUAAAAGGUUGGUUCUUACAUUGGAGAACAGUAGCUUGGAUGUCCUUAGGUUACUCCGUCAUACCUUUAAUACUGAUCUCGUUUAUUAUUCCUGAAAGCCCUGCUUGGCUUGUAUCAAAGGGUCGAGUCGAAGAAGCAUCUAAAAGUUUGAAAUGGAUUCACAGAAAUCAACCACAACCUGAACAUAGGACUGAAAGCUUAGCAGAGCUGCAAUUGCAGUUAUUGCAAAAAGAACACCAGCUGAAACUAGAAGAGGAGAGCAAGAAGGGUAAUGGAUUUUGGACUAAAGCCAAGCUGUUUCUUCGACCCACCGGAUAUAAACCCUUAAUUAUAUUAUUCGGACUUUUUGUAUUCCAGCAAUUUUCUGGAAUAUAUAUAACGCUUUUCUAUUCUGUAACUUUCUUAAAGGAAACUGGAUCUACGGUCAAUCCAUAUUUAGCUUCAAUAUUAAUUGGAACUGUAAGAUGUAUUAUGUCCUGUGUGAAUACUUACAUGUUACGAACUUUCCAUCGAAGACCACUGAUUAUGUUGUCAGGUGUCGGAAUGGCUUGUUGCAUGCUGUUGUCUGGAUUCUUCACUAUGUGGAUUAAUAAUGGUACGUCGACUCAAAAAUGGGUUCCAACAUGCCUUCUUCUCCUGUACGUAAUCACUUCGAUGAUUGGACUACUACCAAUACCAUGGACAAUGACAGCAGAGCUGUUUCCCAUUGAAAUUCGCGGUAUUGCUCACUCAAUCGCUUACAGUAUAGCAAAUAUAGUCAUGUUUGUCUCCAUUCAAACAUUUUACAGCUUAGAAGACUUAGUUGGUGGAAUUGUCGGAGUUCAAUGGUUUUUUGCGGUUGUUGCUCUGAUGGGUUCCCUAUAUACUUUUAUAUUUUUGCCAGAAACUCAUGGGAAAAAAUUAUCAGAAAUUACAAAUUACUUCGUAAAUAGUAGUGCUAUUUAUCUCUUAUCCCGAAACAAAAACAAAACGUCUCAAAAUAAGAAACCAGCAUCUAGAGUACCAAACAAGAAUAUUGUAAAAUCCAAUAAGCAAAGUGAGAAACUAAUAAAUGAUAUUUAGUUAUACUUAAUUUACUUUUAUACUAAGUUUUAAUCUAAUAAUUUUAAUAAAGUUCUAUUGAACUUAAUAAUAUAGGGCUAUAUAGGCUGCAAACAGUAUUUUUUUGAAAUUAAAGUGUGGCUAUAACUUACAAAAAUGUAUUUAUUUUUUAUAAAAUUAGUGUGUAAAAUAACUGUUUUAUUAUUUUUUAAGACAUAAGACAUUCUUAAAAGUUUUUUACAAUAGGCCUAUUACUUUAUGUUUAAUGGGGUAUAAUUUUAAUUAUAUAGAUUAUUUCUACUUACUUAAUUUGAUAUUUUGUGAUAAAUGUAAUGUAUACAAACAACUGUUACAUUAAAUAUUUUUUUAGGAGU